This is a messenger RNA of Alternaria atra, 1098 nucleotides long. RefSeq lists its product as uncharacterized. The transcript has 3 exons. Bases 1 to 1098 code for a protein of 365 amino acids. Lineage: Eukaryota; Fungi; Ascomycota; Dothideomycetes; Pleosporales; Pleosporaceae. The record is from RefSeq and is a predicted model, not a curated record.
AUGGCACCACCAUGGGUCACAUUUGAUAGCAUUGUCGCCUGGAAUGGAAAUUGUGCCAAUGGAGCAGAGCCAGAUAUUGCGGGCGUCGGCGUCGUCUUGUCAUUUGUCAUCGCAAGCUUCAUGACCACAUUCGCCUCUAUCCUCGCUAUGCUUCUCGACCAGGCCUUCGAUAACAAAGGUCACUUCACGCCUCGAGCGCCGCUGAUAUACAUACGCGAACGCUUUUUGGAGAACGGAUGGAAGAAACACUAUGCGUGGCGUCCGUUUCUAGACCCGCUCAUCAUUGGAUUCGGUGAUCAGCAGCUCAUCACUGGUUACGCUGUACUUUUGAGUGGGUGGAUUAAAGUAGCGCAAGGCUCUUUUCGUGUUCAGGGUGCUCACUUCGUCCUCAUCCUCUACAUAUGCGCCCUCUCGUCGUCGUCCCAUCUCGCUGCUCUGAUAACACUCCGAAAGUACUUCCGCAAGUACAAGCUCAUCGCAAAGAUCCGCCUCACGCUUGUCAUAUGCUUCGCCGUGUUCCUUCUCACCUCCAUGAUCGCUGCUAUCGCGAAGCCGCCCAGCCUUGUAGAAGAUAAUGAUGGCACACCCGUAGUGCGCAGUCGUGUACAAAGACUCUCUUUCCUCGUACCGCUGUUUCUCAUCUUGAUCGGCUUCUCCACUGCAAUGGUGUGCAUCCUAUAUGGUCCGGAAGGUAGAGGUUUGGACACACCAUCGUCUUGCUCAGAGACUUCAAUACAAGCCCUCGUACGCCGUUUGACCGACUCAACACAAAAGCAGAAAGCGUUCUCACUACAAAUUAUAUGUUCAGCGCGUCUUGGUCUGCGUCUCAUAUGCUUCCUCUUCCUUAAUCCAGCCAUUGCGUUCAUAGUCCAGAUCUUGCUCGCAAUAUUGUCCGCUACCCUGGUCCUGACACAGAAGUUCGCGGCACCAGAGGAUCCAAAGCAUUUCUGUGGUCUGCAAGACGAUGAAGAGAAUGUGUGGGGUUUUGGACAGACGCUGAGUGUUGUCAUGCUUCUAUUGCCAGCUAUCACGGCAUUACAGACGUACCUGGAGGCGCGCCAGGAUAUUAAGAAGGACUUCACUAGAAGGCACGACUAA